Molecule: messenger RNA, 765 nt
Organism: Amorphotheca resinae ATCC 22711
Lineage: Eukaryota; Fungi; Ascomycota; Leotiomycetes; Helotiales; Amorphothecaceae
Exons: 1
Coding region: 171-656 (161 amino acids)
Source: RefSeq, a predicted model, not a curated record
UCAAAGAAGCUACUCACGAUGAAGUACUGGCACAAUGCGGACCUCAUUCAGAAAGCUUCGUCCUCUCCAUCUCGAACCCUCGUCCUCAAGACCGCCCUGUAUAUCACAUACAGUAUAGCGUCGGUAUCUGAGAGUCCCUUGUUGGUGCUGCUCGGCGCUGCUUGAAUAUCAUGCAAAGACGCCUCCUGUGGUUUCUUGCUGUCGUCUCGGUCGCAUCCUUGACGAUAUCAGGCUGUAUCAAUCAGCAGGUGAUAGCUCCCUGCCUUGAAAACCGGCAUUCUAUAAAUCACAAGAUCAAGGCAAAAUCCGAUCUCAUCGUGCAUUGCGACGUAGGGAGGAUGCAACAAUUAUCAAUUUCCCCUCGCUCAUGCUUCAUCCUAGCCAAACAGCAACCCUCCCUCACCAACUCUGCUCUACCGCAUCAAUGCCCUCAUACAUAUCCUCAAACCAUGCCCAAGCCGUUUAGAAGUACCCCGCAUCACCGAUCUCCUACCGCCCGAUGCCUCUGCAGUGGCAGUCUCGCUCGGUGCACGGCCCCCUAUCUUUGUAUCCCACAGGAUGGUCUUCUGGCUCGAGCGUUGUGCCCCUGUGCUCGCUUCUCCAUCGCAAUGUACUGUGGUUCUUUUAUUGUAUGUGCUAGAAUGUAUUGUACCUGAGGUGCGCCGUUCGGGGCCUCGGGCAGGGACCACCAUAGGCACUGCGUGAGCACGGCGUGACUCCGGACCUGGCGCGAAGCGUUGUCUUCUCAAUCAAUCGUCUUCCGAC